This is a messenger RNA of Cutaneotrichosporon cavernicola, 1092 nucleotides long. RefSeq lists its product as uncharacterized. Lineage: Eukaryota; Fungi; Basidiomycota; Tremellomycetes; Trichosporonales; Trichosporonaceae. The record is from RefSeq and is a predicted model, not a curated record. Bases 1 to 1092 code for a protein of 363 amino acids. The transcript has 4 exons.
AUGCCAGCGUUGCGAGAUGCCCUCGAAUCCGCACGCGAGUUGCCAAUUGGAAUCACACUUCCCGGACCUCUGUUCCUGGGGAUGGUAGCGUGGUACAACCUCGUCGCGCCUUUUUUCAAUGGCGAGCGCAAACGUGCAUACGUCCUCUCGACGCUGUCGUCGUUUACCAUGACACUGUGCUCCUUUCCCUUUGUGUACGCCUACCUCAAUGGCGGCAUACCGGCUACAUCACGGUGGCGUCGUUUGGGACAUACCUUUUCGCUCACCAUUGGAUACAUUGCAUACAGGAAUGAGAUCGGUAUGCUUACCGGGUGGGUCCACCACAUUGUCUACAUUGGCAUCAUGGUCCACUGCGCCACGUCGAAGCAGUCGUGCAUCUUCCUCCUCGCUGCCAUAAUGGAGCUUCCCACCUUUGACCUCGCCAUCUCGAACCUUUUCCCCGGGUUGAGGUCGGACGAGCGCUUCCUCACGCUCAUGAUGAUGACGCGCAUCAUGUUUAACGCCUGGCUUUUGGCCGACUGUGCGCGGUCCUCGUCUCGAGCAGUCACCGAGGGCUCGUGGGUACCGAUCGUCGUCCUGGCGCUCGCGUUCACCCUGCACACUAGCUGGAUGCACGGAGGUGUCAGUGGAUACCUCCGCCGCCGGACCAAGGCUGCCAAGACCGCGAAGGAAGCCGAGGCAGCUACCAUCGCUGCUGCGGAGAAGACGCCGCUUCUGCUUCCAAUGACCCCGGCGCUCGACCCGACGACGCCCAGCCUCAACCCGGUUACACCGGACGAGUCACCACUGGUUACUCCGCGCACACCAGGUCUGCCCGCGACCUUGAUCCGUGACAACUUCUUCCCCAACAUCUCCAUCCCCACCAUGCCCAACCUCCCCAUCCCCGCCAUACCCACACUGUCCGAUAUGGCGGCUGCACUGCCCCAGGCCAAGGCCAACCUCAACCAGCUGCAGUUCGGCUUCGCGGACGCGGUCAACCGGCGGUGGGAGGAGCAGAGGGAGAAGCUGGCAGCCCACCGCGGGGCGCUGGCGGCCCGUGGCGAGGCUCUCUUACGUCGCCGUCGCUGGGAUGCGGGCGAGGACGACGAGUAG